This is a messenger RNA of Macrosiphum euphorbiae (potato aphid), 1026 nucleotides long. NCBI's taxonomy places the organism in Eukaryota, Metazoa, Arthropoda, Insecta, Hemiptera, Aphididae. The record is from the annotation of a GenBank genome assembly.
AUGUUUCAUAAAUUUCAAUCCAGUUCAUUUUUGUUGUUCAGAACGAAUUAUAAAAUGUUAAAAUGUAAUGCUUCGUCGUUAGAUGGUAAAAUGAUGAACAAAGUUAUGGGCCUUAGUCGGAAAACCAAAAAGGUUUGGUACAAACCAAAUGUUGGGGCAAAUCCUUCAUUUGAAGAGCUAAUGAAACAAACAACAAAAAACAAUGCUGGACGUCAGACUAGUAAGCGUUUGGCCGUUCUAAAUAAGUUAUUAAUGAAAAAUAUAACUGAUUUAAUGGCAACCGGUGAAAACUCUGAUAAACUCAUUGGAUAUAGUCUAGAAAUUUCAAAGGUUUGUAUUGCAGGGGAUUACAGAUCUGUUAAUGUAUAUUGGAUGGCUGGGAAAUCUGAAGACGAUUCCUUAUUAGAUGAAUUAUUGCAGUCGAUAAGCGGUCCAUUGAGGCAUGAAUUAUCCAUAUUAAGAAUCAUGGGCGAAAUUCCAAAAAUACAGUUUAUUAAAGAUAAGACUUAUGCAAACAUAGCAGCAGUUGAUCGGUUAUUAAGUAAAGCAGACUUUGGUGAAGAUUUUGUACCUACUUGCAAUGUUUUAUUAAACCGUCACCCUACAAUUUAUACCAAUAUUGAUCCAGAGAUCAAAGAAAAAAUUAAAGAAUUAGAGGACAAAGAAAAUCUAAAAGAUGAAAGUAAUGAUGAGGUAAAAAUUCCUGAAAUGAAGAUGGAUGUAAUGGGUCUUGAUCAUAGUGCAAUAAUGGCUAGAUUGAACACGGCCAUCUUAAAGUCAAAAGCUGCUCAUCGUCAACCAUCUGCUGUACAUAAUGUUAUGAAUAAUACUAUAACAGAAAAUACUGAAGAAACUCAGUAUUUGUCAUUCACUGAUUUUGUAAAAAAAAGAAAAAUUCAAGAAGCCAAAUCUUUAGGUAGAAGGAGGAGUAGGUCGAUUGAGAAAGAAAUGUAUGAUAAAGAUGUAUCAUCGCAUUAUGAAGAAGAAGAAGAUGAUGAAAUUGAUGAAUAUCCAUUUAAAAUUUAA